GAAAUAUCCGUAUCAAAAACCCCGUCGGCUUGGGGCGAGAACAGGUAGUUUUCCAUUGAAACAUUCACACAUAUCUAUCCCCUUUUUUCCCCAUAACUUCACUUCCCUCAAACCCUAACAAUUUUAAUCAAUCAAUCAAUCAAUCGAAUAGAUAGAUACAUACAGAUAUAUACAUAUAUAUAGAGAAAACAUGAGCUCCACAACCGAUAAGUUAUCUCAAUUCCAAGCAAUAACUGGUCUGGAAGACACCGAUUUAUGCACCGAAAUCCUCUCCGCUCAUAACUGGAAUCUUGAUGAAGCUAUUUCAACCAUUACUUCUACUUCUUCAGAUUCCGAUUACAUUCCCACCGCCCAAACCACCGCCAUCGAUACUUUCGAUCAGCAAUCAGGUUUAAUCACCACCGACGGUGCCGCUCCACCAGGUUUAGCUUGGAAACUCAUUACUUUACCUAUUUCUAUUGUUUCCGCUAGCCUAGGGUUAGUUUCCGGUGCCGUAGGUCUAGGUUUAUGGAUAGUUGGCGGUGUGUUAUCGUAUUCGUUAAGUAUGAUUGGAUUAACUAACUCUAACGGAGCGUCGACGUCGUCGCCGUUGGUUUCGGUGUCGUCGGCCGCGGCGGAGGCGAUGGAGUUUGUGAAUGAGUUUGAGAGUGAGUAUGGGGAGAGGCAUCCGAGUUUUGUGAAUGAAGGGUUUAUGGACGCGUUACAGCGGUCGAGAAGGGAAUUUAAGUUGCUGUUUGUGUACUUGCAUUCGCCUGAUCAUCCGGAUACGCCUGUGUUUUGUGAAGGGAGUUUGUGUGAUGAUGUUUUGUGUGACUUUGUUGAUGAGAAUUUUGUUGCUUGGGGUGGGAGUAUCAGGUCCAGUGAAGGGUUUAAGAUGAGUAAUAGUUUGAAAGCUUCUAGAUUUCCGUUUUGUGCCGUUGUUAUGGCUGCUACUAAUCAAAGAAUUGCUUUGCUCCAGCAGGUGGAAGGACCUAAAUCACCAGAAGAAAUGCUUACAAUAUUGCAGAGGGUUCUUGAAGAAAGUGGCCCGGUCCUUGUAACAGCCAGACUUGAUGCUGAGGAACGUAUAAACAACAUGCGAUUGAGGGAGGAGCAAGAUGCAGCAUAUCAAGCUGCACUCGAAGCUGAUCAAGCAAGGGAACGCCAGAGGAAGGAAGAGGAAGAAAGACUGGAAAGAGAAGCUGCUGAAGCAGAGAGGAAAAAGAAGGAAGAAGAGGAGGCUCGUGAAAGAGCAGCCCAUGAAGCUGCUGAAAGAGAAGCCACAUUAACCAAACUGCGAGAGGAAAAAUCCUUGUCUUUGGGCCCAGAACCCGAAAAGGGUCCUGAUGUUACUCAGGUAUUGGUGAGGUUGCCAAAUGGAGAACGAAAAGGAAGAAGGUUCCAUUGUAGCUCAACAAUACAAUCUUUAUAUGACUUUGUUGAUUCAUCAGGAUGCUUAGAAAUGGAAAGUUACACUCUUGUCACCAAUUUCCCUCGUGUACUCUAUGGUCAAGACAAACUCUCUUUGACGCUAAAAGAAGUUGGACUACAUCCUCAAGCCAGUCUUUUUGUGGAGAUGAAAUCAUGAGAGAAACAGCCGAGUUUAGUUUUGUGGUAUAGGAUUUUAUUUUUAUUUUGUUUUGUGAAAUCAGGUCUUCCAUCUAUCCCUUAAUGAAUGAUGACUGAUUCCGUGUUUAGAAUGUCGUCCUUCCGAUAUGUCAUAUAUAUUUAUCUUUACAUCCAUGUAUCAUGCAGAUUAAUUUUAGACUAAAUUUAUUGACCUGAAAUAAAUUAUUUGACAAGCA
This is a messenger RNA of Erigeron canadensis, 1784 nucleotides long. Its product is annotated as plant UBX domain-containing protein 10. The transcript has 4 exons. NCBI's taxonomy places the organism in Eukaryota, Viridiplantae, Streptophyta, Magnoliopsida, Asterales, Asteraceae. The record is from RefSeq and is a predicted model, not a curated record. Gene Ontology annotation, molecular function: ubiquitin binding. The coding region runs from base 191 to 1567 and encodes 458 amino acids. Gene Ontology annotation, cellular component: endoplasmic reticulum.